Molecule: messenger RNA, 4318 nt
Organism: Nasonia vitripennis (jewel wasp)
Lineage: Eukaryota; Metazoa; Arthropoda; Insecta; Hymenoptera; Pteromalidae
Gene: Sra-1
Product: cytoplasmic FMR1-interacting protein
Exons: 17
Coding region: 335-4210 (1291 amino acids)
Biological process (GO): regulation of actin filament polymerization; cell morphogenesis; axon guidance
Cellular component (GO): SCAR complex; neuron projection; synapse
Molecular function (GO): small GTPase binding; RNA 7-methylguanosine cap binding
Source: RefSeq, a predicted model, not a curated record
CCUUUCCUCUAACUGGGUGCGUCUAUAAUGACGCAACUGGGUGUCAGUACACUCGAGUGUCUUUGUUAUACUUUUGCGUGAUGACUUUUUACCAAAAUCUCUAAUCUAAGAUUUUCACCAACAAUCACCACGAGUGCAUGAUGCACAUUCGAGCGCAUAAUUAUCCAGGAAAUUCAGGCGCGUUAUUGUAAACGGCCCCCCCCCCUCCCUGCUGUUUGACAGUAGUGCUAGUGCGCCAGGCCAUCAGGGCGGAGUUGAGUCGUCGUUUUUUUGUAAAAGAACUCCCACGCCUAGCCCUUUUUAGGGCAGCCACGGAGUAAACAAAAACCCAAGCAUGACUACUGACCAUGUAACUUUGGGGGAUGCCCUGUCCAAUGUUGAUGUUCUCGAUGAGUUCACGCUACCUUAUGAACAGCCAUGCAUUGAGGCGCAGCCAUGCUCGGUUGUAUAUCAAGCUAAUUUUGAUACAAACUUUGAAGAUAGAAAUGGAUUUGUCACUGGUAUUGCCAAAUAUAUUGAAGAAGCUACUGUGCAUGCAAGUUUGAAUGAAUUACUGGAAGAAGGACUGGAACAUGCGGUUAUGCUUUAUACGUGGAGAUGUUGUUCCAGGGCUAUACCGCAACCCAAGUCAAAUGAACAGCCAAACAGAGUUGAAAUAUACGAAAAAACUGUAGAAGUUCUUGCACCGGAAGUUAAUAAGCUCUUAAACUUUAUGUAUUUUCAAAGAAAAGCCAUUGAAAGAUUCUCAGCAGAAGUAAAACGCCUCUGUCACCAAGAAAAGAGAAAGGAUUUUGUCUCUGAAGCGUAUCUAUUAACGUUGGGCAAAUUCAUCAAUAUGUUUGCUGUUCUUGAUGAACUUAAAAACAUGAAAUCAAGUGUCAAAAAUGAUUAUUCAACUUAUAGAAGAGCUGCACAAUUUUUAAAAGUGAUGUCAGACUCCCAGACACUGCAAGAAUCUCAAAAUUUGUCAAUGUUUCUGGCUACCCAAAAUAAAAUUAGAGAUACGGUUAAGGAAAAUUUAGAAAAAAUUCAGGGCUACGAAGAAUUGCUGGCUGACGUCGUAAAUAUUUGUGUGCAUAUGUUUGAAACAAAAAUGUACCUUACUCCAAAUGAGAAACAUAUGCUGGUGAAAGUCAUGGGUUUUGGUCUUUUCCUAAUGGAUAGUGAAUUGUGCAAUAUUAAUAAAUUAGACCAAAAGAAAAAAUUAAAAUUAGAUAGAAUUGAUAGGAUUUUCAAAAAUUUAGAAGUUGUUCCACUUUUUGGAGAUAUGCAAAUUGCUCCAUUUAAUUAUAUAAAACGAUCCAAGCAUUUUGAUGCCUCAAAAUGGCCAUUGUCUUCAUCUGUAAACAGUAUGAGUCCCCAAGCUGACUUAAUGGUGCAUUUACCUCAAAUUCGAGAAGAUCAUGUCAAAUACAUAAGUGAAUUGGCUAGGUAUAGCAACGAAGUCACUACAACUUAUAAAGAUUGUGGAAGUGAUACAGAGAAUAGAGAAACCGCUGAAUUAGCUUUACGUGGUUUACAAUUGCUUUCUCAAUGGACCAGUGUUGUAACAGAACUCUACAGCUGGAAAUUAUUACAUCCAACAGAUCAUCACAUGAAUAAAGAGUGCCCUCAAGAAGCUGAAGAGUAUGAAAGAGCUACACGUUACAAUUAUACGGAAGAGGAAAAAUUUGCAUUAAUUGAAGUGAUAGCUAUGAUCAAAGGACUUCAAGUUUUAAUGGCUCGCAUGGAAACUGUAUUUGUUGACGCAAUACGCAGAAACAUAUAUGCCGAAUUACAGGAUUUUGUACAAUUAAUUCUAAGAGAACCAUUAAGAAAAGCAAUAAAGAACAAGAAAGAUUUGAUCAGAAGUAUAAUCGUUUCUGUGAGGGAAACGUGUGCUGAUUGGCAUCACGGAGUAGAACCUACGGCCGAUCCUGCACUCAAAGGCAAGAAAGAUCCAGACAACGGAUUCGGCAUUAAAGUGCCAAGGAGGAAAGUUGGUCCAUCGUCAACUCAACUCUACAUGGUGCGCACGAUGCUUGAAUCAUUAAUCGCUGACAAAAGUGGAGGCAAACGAACCUUAAGAAAAGAUAUCGAUGGUCAAUACCUUGUUCAAAUCGACCAGUUUCAUAAGACUAGUUUUUAUUGGGGUUAUCUAUUAAAUUUUAGCGAGGCCUUACAAAAUUGUUGUGAUCUCUCGCAAUUAUGGUACAGGGAGUUUUAUCUCGAGAUGACCAUGGGUCGUAAAAUACAGAAAUGCCAAGUGCGACACCAGCAUAAUGAGGAAUGCAGCGAUUUGAUCACCAUGGAGAAACGCAUUCAGUUUCCAAUUGAAAUGUCGAUGCCCUGGAUAUUAACCGAUCACAUACUCCGAAGUAAAGAGCCUUCGAUGAUGGAGUACGUUCUAUACCCAUUGGAUCUAUAUAAUGAUAGCGCUCUGUAUGCUUUAACGAUAUUCCGAAAGCAAUUUUUGUACGAUGAAGUUGAAGCAGAGGUAAACUUGUGCUUUGAUCAGUUCGUGUAUAAACUCAGCGAGCAGAUUUUCGCUCAUUACAAGCAGUUAGCGGCUAGCAUUUUAUUGGACAAAAGAUUUCGGGUUGAGUGUUUGGCUGCUGGAGCUUACAUUCUGUCGUAUCCACGAGCAAAUAGAUACGAAACCCUGCUGAAACAGCGACACGUUCAACUACUUGGUAGGAGCAUCGAUUUGAAUAAAUUGAUAACUCAACGCAUCAAUGCAGAUAUGCAAAAAUCGCUUGAUUUAGCCAUCAGCAAAUUCGAAUCCGGCGACAUAACCGGUGUAAUUGAACUGGAAGGAUUACUGCAAGUUAACCGUUUAACGCAUAAACUCCUGAGCAAGUGGUUAGCUUUAGAUGAAUAUGACGCAAUGUUCAGAGAGGCAAAUCACAACGUAUUGGCGCCAUACGGUCGAAUCACCUUGCACGUCUUCUGGGAACUUAACUAUGAUUUUUUGCCAAAUUAUUGUUACAACGCUGCCACUAACAGAUUUGUGAAAUGUCGGGGUCUACAAUUUGUACAACCUGUUCACCGCGAUAAGCCACCUCAGAUGUCUCACCACUACCUCUGGGGCAGUAAGCAGCUGAACCUCGCCUACAGUACUCAGUAUGGCCAGUACUCUGGUUUUGUCGGACCCUAUCACUUCCGGACAAUGUGCAAGCUUCUCGGCUACCAAGGAAUAGCCGUCGUCAUGGAAGAACUCCUAAAAAUUGUCAAAUCGCUUAUCCAAGGCAGCCUUCUACAGUUUACCAAAACUCUGAUGGAAGCCAUGCCAAAAGUCUGUAAGUUACCAAGAUACGACUAUGGCUCUCCAGGAGUUCUAGGCUACUAUCACGCUCAGCUUAACGACAUCGUACAGUAUCCAGACGCAAAAACAGAACUUUUCCACAAUUUUCGCGAGUUCGGGAACACCAUUCUGUUUUGCCUGCUAAUGGAGCAGGCUUUAUCACAAGAGGAAGUCUGCGAUCUCAUGCACGCUGCACCCUUCCAAAAUAUUCUCCCCAGACCAUACUGCAAAGAGGGAGAAAAACCUGAGACCAAGCAAAAAAGAUUGGAGGCCAAAUAUGCAGCACUUCAAAUCGUGCCAAAUGUUGAUAAACUUGGAACAGCAAAGCAAGCAAUGAUUGCCAGAGAAGGAGAUUUAUUAACCCGCGAAAGACUUUGCUGUGGCUUAUCUAUAUUCGAAGUCGUAUUGAGCAGAUUACGAAGCUUCCUGGAUGAUCCGAUAUGGGUGGGACCACCUCCAGCUAAUGGAGUAAUGAACAUUGAUGAAUGCACCGAAUUCCACAGACUCUGGAGCGCUCUUCAAUUUGUCUAUUGCAUUCCCGUAGGAGAUACUGAAUUUACUGUUGAGGAGUUAUUUGGCGAAGGUUUGCACUGGGCCGGGUGUGCCAUGGUUGUUUUACUUGGGCAACAACGAAGAUUCGAGGCCCUAGACUUUUGCUAUCAUAUCUUGCGAGUACAACGUGUUGACGGAAAAGAUGAAAAUGUGAAAGGAAUUCAUCUAAAGCGUAUGGUGGAUCGUAUUAGACGCUUCCAAGUUCUAAACUCCCAGAUCUUCGCUGUAUUAAAUAAGUACUUGAAGAGCGGCGAUAGCGAUGCUUCCAGCGUUGAACAUGUCAGGUGCUUCCCACCACCUAUUCAUCCAUCACUGGCUCACGUUCAACAGCACUAUCAUGCUCCAGAAUACUUGCGACAAGUGAACCAUCCAUAAAGUGAUUGCAUGUUGACUUUUAAUACAUAACAAUUCAUUACUCUUUAUUUGCCAAAAUGAGGUAAACACUUUUUCAGUAAGUGCAAAAUAUAUCAGGAAUAAUUCUUA